GAGGAAGUGAGAGGAGGAGGUGAGGUGCAGCAGGGAGCAGGUUCUGGGGCUGGGGACUGGCUCCCUGGGAGCCCAGGCCCCAGGCUGGCCAGGAACUGCCUCUCACACUGGUGGCUCUCCCCACAUCUUGCAGCCUGUUGCAUCGAGGGUCUGUGGCAGCAUGGCCCAGGCCCUAGGUGAGGACCUGGUGCAGCCUUGCGAGCUGCAGGAUGACUCCAGCUCUUUGGGGUCUGACUCAGAGCUGAAUGGCCCGGGCCCAUAUCGCCAGGCUGACCGCUAUGGCUUCAUUGGGGGCAGCUCAGCAGAGCCAGGGCCAGGCCACCUUCCUGCAGACCUUAUCCGGCAGAGGGAGAUGAAGUGGGUGGAGAUGACCUCGCACUGGGAGAAAACCAUGUCCCGGCGGUACAAGAAGGUGAAGAUGCAGUGCCGGAAAGGCAUCCCCUCAGCGCUUCGUGCCCGGUGCUGGCCCCUGCUGUGCGGGGCCCACGUGUGUCAGAAGAACAGCCCUGAUACUUAUAAGGAACUGGCCAAGGCCCCAGGAGACCCACAAUGGAUGGAGACCAUCGGCCGGGACCUGCACCGCCAGUUCCCUCUGCACGAGAUGUUUGUGUCACCCCAGGGUCAUGGGCAGCAGGGGCUCCUGCAGGUGCUCAAGGCCUACACCCUGUAUCGGCCGGAACAGGGCUACUGCCAGGCCCAGGGCCCUGUGGCCGCUGUGCUGCUCAUGCAUCUGCCCCCCGAGGAGGCCUUCUGGUGCCUGGUGCAGAUCUGCGAGCUUUACCUGCCCGGCUACUAUGGGCCCCACAUGGAGGCCGUGAGGCUGGACGCCGAGGUGUUCAUGGCCCUGCUGCGGCGGCUGCUUCCACGUGUGCACAAGCACCUGCAGCAGGUGGGCGUCGGGCCCCUGCUCUACCUGCCCGAGUGGUUCCUGUGCCUGUUCGCCCGCUCCCUGCCCUUCCCCACAGUGCUGCGUGUCUGGGACGCCUUCCUCAGUGAGGGUGUGAAGGUGCUGUUCCGUGUGGGGCUGACGCUGGUGCGCCUGGCACUGGGCACCUCAGAACAGCGCCUGGCCUGCCCAGGGCUCCUGGAGACACUUGGUGCCCUCCGAGCCAUCCCCCCUGCCCACCUUCAGGAGGAGAUCUUCAUGUCCCAGGUGCACAGCGUGGCUCUGUCUGAGCAGGACCUGCAGCGGGAGAUCAAGGCCCAGCUGACCCAGCUGCCAGAGUCGACAUCUGGGCCACUCCCACGGCCAAAGGCCCGUCUGGCCGGGGCCCAAGCCAUCUUUGAGGCCCAGCAGCUGGCAGGUGCACAGGGAGGCACCAGGCCUGAGGUGCCCCGCAUCGUGGUGCAGCCCCCAGAAGAGCCCAGGCCACCACGGCGCAAGCCCCAGACCCGAGGCAAGACUUUCCAUGGGCUCCUGACUCGGUCUAGGGGCCCCCCUAUUGAGGGCCCCCCCAAGUCCCAUCGAGGCUCCACCUCCUUCCUGGACACCCGAUUCUGAAGGUCCCACUUCUGAGGGUACCAUGGAUUCAGUGUCCCCCAACCCGUUACCUGAACGGGUGAUGCCAGCCUCACACAUGGGCACUGCACUUUAUGGCUGGGGCUUAGCGACUCAGCUGCCUUAUCACCGUGGACCAACCGUAGUGCAUGAACCAGGAGGCACCGGCUAGAGGUAAAUGAUCGAGAUUUAUUCAAAAUUCUUGGGGUUUGCAAACCCGAAACAAGACUAAGCAAUACGCAGAGUCCCGAUGGAGACAGAACAGCUGAGAGUCCUGCGGUAAACAAGUUCUACUGUACAUUCUUGAGUAGAACCAGUCCUGCGUUGGGGAGAGAGCCCUCUCCCAGCCGCCCGGAGGUCGGGACUGUGCACAUCCGUCCCUCGGGUCUCCAUUUCCCCCCAGUCCUAUCCACAGGAAUUCCUGCACCUCCAGGCACCGACAGGACGGUUCCGAAGCUGAAGUCCUCAGGCCACUUAACCUAAAUAAAGUGACUUCCCCGUGAACACGUGUGCCAGCCUGGCGCUACUGAUUUCAUCUUCUCCACUCGUUCCUCACCACGGACCGUGUCAGGCACGGGAUGAAGGAAGGUCACAGACGGGGUUUGGGCGCCCAGGCCCACCCUCGCCCCACAGAGCUGUCCCCUGGCAAGCACAGAAGCAAUACUGAAGGAGCACGAGGGUCAGGGCAGACGCUGGGCUAAGGGACCCCAAAGGGCUCCUGGGAAGGU
Molecule: messenger RNA, 2226 nt
Organism: Molossus molossus (Pallas's mastiff bat)
Lineage: Eukaryota; Metazoa; Chordata; Mammalia; Chiroptera; Molossidae
Gene: TBC1D10C
Product: TBC1 domain family member 10C
Exons: 10
Coding region: 161-1501 (446 amino acids)
Source: RefSeq, a predicted model, not a curated record